CUGCUAAAGGCUAAUGGUUGAAAGUGAAACAAUAAUAGUUUCUGGUUUAAUAGUUAACACAACAUUUUGGAAGUAUCAAGAGCAAAUGUGAAUCCAGUUGACCCUCAUUGAAGAAAAACUGCAGCAAAACCCAGUGAAACUGAAGUUAAAAUUUAAGCUCUGGAGUUUCCCGUCGUGAUGUGCUAAACAAGUGUUUGAGUAUGGAGAGUGUGAGGAGAGGUAGACCUAACAGAGGAGGAGGGAGACACAAUAAAAGAGGUCGAGGUGGCAGAGGAAGGGGAUUGAUAAAAGAAAGCAAUGAAGUUAAGGGUGCAAAAGCUGGUUGGUCUUCAUCAAGAAAAGGUGGCCUUGACAUUGAUGAUUCUCUUGAUGGGCCAGUUGUAAAUGUCCCACAUUCGAAUCCUCACCAAGCAGCUAAGAACACGAGCUCCAAUCAUCAGGGGUACGCAUUCAGCGGCACCAGCAGUGCCAGAGGUCGAGGUUCAGGGCCAAAGGUCAAGCUUGAGAUGCAGCGACUCUUCAUGAGUGAGGAGAACCAGGAAAUGGUCCGGAGAACUUUGGAGUCUGUGUAUAGUAGAGAGGUGCCAGACAGUGAUGAAGAAGAUGUAGGCGUUGAUUAUGAACAGAAUUAUGACGAGCUGGAUUAUAGGGGAGAUAACGACUACUGGAUGACGGAUCACACUCUUGAGGUACAGGAUGCUAUUAGGUUCAACUCGGAUGUUCAAAGGGAGAGAAGCGUGAAGGCAGUUGGUCAAGAAAAUAGCUUUGCGAUAAAAAAACUUCAACGCUGUGGUUUCAGCUCAGACCUUUGCCUAGAAGCUCUUCAGAUCUGUGAUUGGGAUGCAGGUGAAGCGCAGGAGUACCUCCUCAAUGAUUUGUUCAACAACAGUCUCAAGGUGACAGGCAGCACUGAGAGCACCCCAGACUUCUCUGAGGAGGAGAUGCUGGAAGCCAGGGAGGAAGAGAAGAUGGCGCUGCAGUCUAUAUAUGAUGCUGACUUUGAGGAAAGAAUUCCCAACAGAACCUGGAUGUUGAAUUUAGAGCUGCCAGAGCUGGUGGAGACGGUUAACCUCGCAUCUCCAGUGGUCAAUGCCGGUACACGGUUAGAUAAAAAACUCUGUCCUUUUUAUUUUAAAGGUCAGUGUAGGUUCAAGGACAGGUGUCGGUACUCGCACGCUGCGCCCGUUGAUAAUGUGUCCAGGUCUGCGGAACUUUCUCACCCUAUAUAUUCUAAUCUCAAAGCUUUGGAGAGCGCUAAUUCAGUCAAACCAUUCAGUAUAGAGAUUAGGUUUCCUACAGGGAACAAGUACCCUUAUGAACCACCUUUACUGGCUUUCUCUUCUAGGAUUGAAGAGUUCCCAGCUUACACCCGCCUUAAUAUUUCUCAGUUUUUGAUGUCAGUGGCCAAAGAAUCAGCCGAAUGUCAUCUCCCCUGUAUUUUUACCAUUGUAAAUGCCUUGGAGGAUGUAGAUAAGUUAAAGCUGCUAGUCUCCCUGCCCCCGCCUGCUAUCAGCAGACCUGUCACGAUAGAACAAUCCAAGCUGUUCAGCCCACCAAAGCCCGCCUGGCCACUCACAGUACUCCAGUCUUCCAGUGGACAAAAUCUGGCCAGCAGACAGUUCAACAGAGAUCAGGAUGUUGGGAGAAAUGAACGGUACGGCCAACCAAAAAAUGACGACGUCCAAAAGAGACAUGAAGGGUAUGCUCAGCUAAAAAAGAAAAGUGUGCAGCCGUACGAUGCCAUUGAAAUUAAACGUCAGAACAAGAUACUUCAAGAGGAAUUCAUGCAGAAGAAAGGACUCAAGCAGUACCAGAACAUGCAGGUGGAGAGGCAGAGACUCCCCGCCUGGGAAAUGAGAGACAUGGUGCUAGAGGUCAUCGAACGCAACCAAGUUGUUGUCAUCAGUGGGAUGACAGGGUGUGGCAAGACUACUCAAGUUCCCCAGUUUUUACUGGACGCUGCCCUGAUGCAGAGAGAUUUCAACACCAACAUUGUGUGCACUCAGCCCAGGAGGAUUUCAGCCAUGUCCGUAGCUCAGCGUGUGGCCAAUGAGAGAGCCGAGAAACUGGGGCGCUCCGUGGGAUACAACGUCAGACUGGAAAGUCUUACGUCUCCAUACACCAGACUCCUGUUUUGUACCAUAGGAAUAAUCCUGAGGCGGCUGGAGGCUGACCCCCAACUGGAAGGGGUCAGCCACAUCAUCAUUGAUGAAGUGCAUGAGCGCUCUGAAGAAAGUGACUUCCUGCUGAUGAUUUUACGGGACGUGCUGGUCAAGCGACCUGAUCUAAAGGUGAUCCUGAUGAGUGCCACUAUGAAUGCUAAUCUUUUUUCUUGUUACUUUGGUGGCUGCCCUGUUCUAGAGAUACCAGGAAGGACAUUCCCAGUUGAGCAGUUUUUUCUGGAGGAUGUGAUUGAAUUUACUGGGUACCAGUUGGAAGAAAAGUCCCCUUACGCUCGCUCAACUAAGGGUGGCCGUGGUGGAUUCCAGAAAUACGGGGGAGGGCUGGAUGCUUACGAGGAGGACUGGGAUCAUGACCUGGAGUCUGACGGAACAACUCCUCGACCUGCCAGCGACAAGUCACCUGACAUGUGUUUGACAACUGCACAGCUGCAGAUGCGAUACCCAGAUUACAGCCAAUCCACUAUAAAAGCUCUGCACCAGACAGACAUGGAUAAAAUUAACUAUGACAUCAUCAUACUACUCUUACAUUGGAUCAAGUCGGGAGAGCAUGAGUUUCCUGAUGUAGGCGCAAUAUUGAUAUUUCUGCCAGGGUUUGCUGAAAUUCAAACCCUCUAUGACAUGAUAAAGACAUCGCCAGAGUUUGGACAAUCUAAGUAUAAUAUCAUACCUCUGCACUCAACCCUAUCUUCUUAUGAACAGAAUGCAGUUUUUGUCAAAGCCAAAGAAGGUGUGACAAAGAUAGUUAUAGCCACCAACAUUGCAGAGACCUCCAUCACUAUUGAUGACAUUGUUUAUGUGAUAGAUGUUGGAAAAAUGAAAGAGAAAAGGUAUGACCAGAUGAAGAGCAUGGAGAGCCUAGAGACUGUCUGGGUGUCCAGAGCUAAUGCCCUACAGAGAAAAGGUAGAGCUGGGCGCAUACAAGAGGGUGUUUGCUUCCACUUAUUUACAUCCCAUCAUUUCAACUACCACCUGAGAGAACAACCUAUUCCAGAAAUCCAAAGAGCUUGUCUGGAACAGCUGGUGUUGAAAAUAAAAAUGUUGCCCAUUUUCAAAGAUCAAGAGGUCAAGCAUGUGUUAGAGAAGCUGAUUGAGCCACCGUCUGAUGAUGCCAUCUGUGGAGCUGUCCAGCGUCUGACAGACCUUGGGGCGCUGGACAAGGAGGCUACUCUGACACCUUUGGGUUACCACGUGGGGUCACUUCCUGUUGAUGUCAGAAUUGGCAAGUUGAUGUUGUUUGGUGCUAUAUUUAGAUGCUUGGACUCAACACUGACCAUAGCUGCCACUCUUAGCUUUAAGUCACCUUUUGUUUCUCCCUUUGGUAUGAAGCAAGAGUCUGAUGAAAGAAAGAAAAGUUUUUCUACUUGCAACUCGGAUUACCUCACCAUGCUGAAUGCUUACAAGGGUUGGAUAGAGGCAAAGAAGAGAAACACACAUCAAGCUUAUCAGUAUUGUCAGUACAAUUUUCUCUCUUACAAAACUCUUGAGAUGCUGGCAAGCUUGAAACAGCAGUAUGUGGAGUUACUGUCAGACAUUGGCUUCAUCCGGCCUGGCAUCAGGCUGAGAGAUGUAGAGAGGGCUGCUAGAGGGGGGUCAGAUGGUGUCCAGAAGGUCACAGGGGAAGAGGCUAAUGUCAACUCAGAGAACACAAAGCUGCUGUCCGCCAUUUUGGUUGCUGCGUUGUAUCCCAACGUUGUUCAUGUACUGACACCUGAUAUACGCUACAGCUCAACUAGUUCAGGAUCAGUUCAAAAGUCACCCAACCCUGAAGAUUUCAGAUUUAAAACCAAGUAUGAUGGCUAUGUUUACAUCCAUCCAACCUCAGUAAACUUCCAAGCCCGUCACUUUGCCAGCCCCUAUCUAGUCUACCACGAGAAAGUGAAAACUUCAAAGGUGUUUAUCCGCAACUGUUCAAUGGUGUCUGUCUAUCCACUACUGUUGUUUGGUGGGGGUGGGAUACACAUAGAUCUACACCAGGGUAAUUUUGUCUUGUCCGUGGAUGACGGAUGGAUCCAGUUUAUAGCUUCUUCACCACAGGUUGCGGAGCUGGUAAGAGACUUGAGAUAUGAACUGGACCAACUGCUGUCUGAUAAAAUUUCACAGCCAGACAUGGACCUGUUGACCUGCCCUAGAGGAAGUAAAAUCAUUCAAUGCAUUGUGGAGCUCAUUACCAGCCAAUAGAGUCUCUUAACGCAUCCUGUGAUCAGCCAAUGGAAUCUCUUAACAUAUCCUUUUACCAGCCAAUAGGGUGUCUUCACACAGCAUGCUUCCAUACUUGUUGAAAACCAGAAGUUAUAAUAGAAGCUCGCAGACCUGCAUUUAUAAUGUGGCUGUGGCUAAGGACAAUCUUUAGCUUAGAUUGACGACUGAUCACUUCUUAAAUCCAUGGGUUAGUUAGAUCUAGGUUGCCUAGUUGAUUUAUUUUAAUAUGUAAUAUUGUUUUAAAGUUGAAUCAGUUUGCAUUAUCAGCAUGAAACUGAGUGAGAUACAAUGACUGUUGUGAGUGCAUGUUCCUGUAUUUACUGUGUAAAAAAAUGAAUGUGUCUGAGCUUAUGAUGUACAUAGAGGAGAGGAUAUAAGCGUUGAUUAAAAUUAGAGUUAAAAAUAUAUCCACUCAUCUUUUUACUUUUUGUCAAUUAUUUUUUUCGUGUUAAUAAAGUUUCACUUAUUGCUUGAAAUUCAA
Molecule: messenger RNA, 4863 nt
Organism: Physella acuta
Lineage: Eukaryota; Metazoa; Mollusca; Gastropoda; Physidae
Product: putative ATP-dependent RNA helicase DHX57
Cellular component (GO): intracellular anatomical structure
Molecular function (GO): metal ion binding; ATP binding; helicase activity
Source: RefSeq, a predicted model, not a curated record